This is a messenger RNA of Ambispora gerdemannii, 519 nucleotides long. The record is from the annotation of a GenBank genome assembly. Lineage: Eukaryota; Fungi; Glomeromycota; Glomeromycetes; Archaeosporales; Ambisporaceae.
AUGCCACCAUCUAACUCAAAGGCUGCCGAAACAUCUUCCAAAGAAAAAAUAAUUAAAAGAACGGAAGAAGCCUCAGAUCUCAAAGAUAUUAUUAUUGAUAUGAGAAAACUUACUAUUUCUAAACUUGUAGAAUAUUUUUUGAAGUCACCAGGCACAGACACACCUGACUCUAUUUUAACGGGCAAAACGAAUAUAUUUCUCAACAACAGCCCUGAUGAACUGUCAGCUUCCAAAGAAAAAAUAAUUAAAGUAACGGAAGAAACCUCAGCUCUCAAAGAUAUUAUUAUUGAUAUGAAAAAUCUUAUUAUUUCUAAACUUGUAGAAUGUUGUUGGAAGUCACCAAGUACAGACACACCUGAAUCUAUUUUAACGGGCAAAACGAAUAUAUUUUUCAGCCCUGAUUAUAACGGCAAUCAAAAUCAAAGUCAAAUUAAUUACAACAACAGCAACAUUAAUACCAAUAGUGCUAAUUACAAUAACGAAUACAUGUAUCAACAGAAUUCUCAACAACAAGAAUAA